Molecule: messenger RNA, 2462 nt
Organism: Ipomoea triloba (trilobed morning glory)
Lineage: Eukaryota; Viridiplantae; Streptophyta; Magnoliopsida; Solanales; Convolvulaceae
Product: probable glutamate carboxypeptidase AMP1
Exons: 10
Coding region: 55-2154 (699 amino acids)
Molecular function (GO): carboxypeptidase activity
Source: RefSeq, a predicted model, not a curated record
UUAAAGCAAACUACUUUAAAUCUUUAAUCAUUAGUCUAUGUAACACCUGCAUAUAUGCUCGCCGGACUAACUGAAUGCUCAAAAAUGGCGAUUAAGUUAAAAUUUACGUAUAGUUUGAUCUUUGUUACGUUUAUUAUAGUCUUCUUGGCUACGCUGCACCAUAGCCGCCGCGGUUCCGCGGCGGUGAAAAGAAAUGGGAGUUAUUAUAGGAAUGAUUUCAUUUCCUCGGCGUCGAAUUAUACAAUCGCCGAUUAUCUCCGUAAUCUCACCGGCGGGCCCCACCUCGCCGGAACGGCGGCGGCCGGCGCCGCCGCCGUUUAUGUGAGGUCCCAUUUCGAGCGGCUGAAGAUGGAGACCCGUGUGGUUAACUACACCGUUCUUUUGAGUUAUCCGGUGAGGGGUUCGGUGACGGCGGUGUUUAUCAACGGGUCCGAUUUUUCCGUCCCGUUGUCGGAGCCGGGGGGCGGCGGCGGGGUUGUAAUGGCGUACCACGCGUACGCGCCGUCGGGGACGGCGUACGGAAAGGCGGUGUUUUUGAACUACGGGCGGGACGGCGACUACGGCGAGCUGGCGGCGGCGGGGGUGGACGUGGCGGGCUGCGUGGGGAUUGUCCGGAGAGGCGGCGGGCUGUCGAGGGGCGAGGCGGUGGAGAGGGCGGCGGCGCGUGGAGUGGCGGCGGUGCUAAUGUACACCGACGGUGAGCGUGAGAAAUUCGGCGUGGAGAGGGGAACUGUGAUGAGUGACCUGGGGGACCCACUUAGCCCUGGGUGGGGAGGGGUUGAGAACGGAGAGAAGCUGAGAUUAGAUGACCCGCGGGUGAGAGAUAAAUUCCCGAAAGUCCCGUCGUUGCCAAUAUCCAUGGCGGCCGCCGGAAUCAUCCUGAGAUCUCUGGGAGGGGCUGAAUUGCCCCAGGAGUGGAAGAAGAAUCUAAAGAAUAGUGGGAUUGAUUUUGAAAGAGUUGGACCUGGUCCGACCAUGCUUAACUUUUCAUACGAGGGGGAGAAGAAGAUGGCAACGAUUCAAAACGUUUUUGGCAUUAUAAGAGGCUCGGAGGAGCCUGAUCGGUUUGUACUGCUCGGGAACCACAGAGAUGCGUGGACAUAUGGAGCAGUUGAUCCCAAUAGCGGAACUGCUGCCCUACUUGACAUAGCUCGCAGAUAUGCUCGUCUCGUGAGCUUGGGCUGGAAACCUCGACGAACAAUCAUGCUUUGCAGCUGGGACGCUGAAGAGUUUGGUAUGAUUGGCUCUACCGAGUUUGUUGAGCAGAACCUUAUGAAUCUGGCCGCUAAAUCUGUUGCAUACCUAAAUGUGGAUUGUGCAGUUCAAGGGCCUGGCUUUUUCGCUAGUGCAACUCCUCAGCUCGAUGAUCUUCUUCUCAAUGUCGCUAAGAAGGUUCGGGAUCCUGAUCAUGAGAGGACGACAAUAUUUGAAACUUGGGCAGUUUCGAAUAGAGGUACGAAUAUCCAGAGGCUUAGUAGAGUAGAUUCAGAUUUUGCUUCGUUUUUGCAACUUGCAGGGAUCCCUUCGGUCGAUUUAUACUAUGGUAAAGAUUUUCCGGUGUACCACACUGCCUUUGACUCUUAUGAUUGGAUGAUAAAAUUCGGAGAUCCAUUGUUCCAACGACAUAUUGCAGUAUCGGGAGUUUGGGGACUUCUCGGACUUCACCUAGCUGACGAUGCAGUUCUUCCUUUUAACUACGAGCCUUAUGCUGCUGAGUUGCUGAGGUAUACGCGAAGCUUGAGUGGUGUAUUGGAAGGAGGCGUGUCGUUAGAUCAAAUUUUCGAUGCCAUUCGGGAGCUUAGUACUGCAGCUAAAGCUAUUGAGGAAGAAGCAAAGAAACUAAGGAAGGAUGAAACCAUGGCUGAACUUUUGAUAUUGGAGCGGCGGAUGCUAAACGAUCGCCUGAUGUCUGCCGAGAGAGGUUUCUUAGACAAUGAGGGGCUUAACAGAAGGCAAUGGUUCAAGCAUCUUGUUUAUGGACCGAGCACCGGUGGUAAAACCGAGCUAGAUUUCUACCCCGGAAUAGUUGAUGCUGUUUCGCGAUCGACGCACCUGAACAACACAGAAAGGGAGGCAGUAAUCCAGCAUGAAAUCUGGAGAGUUGCAAGGGCUAUCCAAAGAGCUGCCUAUGCUCUCAAAGGCAAUCUAACCUGACAAACUUGCACGUAAUGUGUUGAAAAUUUUUCAGAAAGGUUUGGCAGGAUUUUGUGAAUCUGUUUGGUUGUAAACAUUUUGGAAAACACAUCGCGCCAGGUAGGGGUCGAACCUACGACUUUCUGCUUAGGAAACAGACGCUCUAUCCACUGAGCUACAGGCGCUGAUUGUAUUUUUAUACAAAGUUUAGAUAUAAAUCAUAGUAUAUUAAAAUUGAUCAAUUACCAACUGAAGUGCCAAAAAGAAUGACUAAAUAGAUAAAUCAUAACUCUCAUAUAAGAAUAUCACGAAUUCGAUUCUUGUCUAUA